Messenger RNA from Salarias fasciatus (jewelled blenny), 1629 nucleotides. RefSeq names its product zona pellucida sperm-binding protein 4-like. Bases 1 to 1629 code for a protein of 542 amino acids. Gene Ontology annotation, molecular function: acrosin binding; structural constituent of egg coat. Gene Ontology annotation, cellular component: egg coat. The transcript is spliced from 12 exons. The record is from RefSeq and is a predicted model, not a curated record. NCBI's taxonomy places the organism in Eukaryota, Metazoa, Chordata, Actinopteri, Blenniiformes, Blenniidae. Gene Ontology annotation, biological process: prevention of polyspermy; binding of sperm to zona pellucida.
AUGUAUUACCACUCUGCAAAAGUGUGUUUGGUUUCUGUGCUUUUGAUCCUCUCCACGCGUUUUCGCGCGUCAGCUGCGCGCAAGAAGAAAACCCCCGAGAGGAAACCUGAGCUCUCCUUGCCCACGGUCACCUGCUCCGCCCGGGGGAUAAAAGCUGUGUUCGAUGCCCUGGUCAAAAAUAACGUGCAUGUUAGAGAUCUUACAGGCGCCACAGUCCCAGUGUCACAGUCUGAGUGGUCCUGUGGAAUGAAACUGGGCAAAGACAAUAACAGGACCUCAGUUUUCAGCAGAUAUGACAGCUGCUACACUCAGGUUGAGGGCAACAAAGUGGUCGUCCCGCUGCAUGUCCAACAGAAACAAGACGACCGGUGGAUCAGGGUGAACAUCAGCUGUCCCCUCAUCAAAAGACGCAGUGAGAGGACCCAGAUGACCCCAAGCUCCCCUCCAGCGUUCCCUGGAAACUGCGACACUGAACAAGAGCUGCGAUUAGAUUGUGGCCCGCAACACAUUUCGGGUGACGCCUGCCUCAAAAUAGGAUGCUGCUAUGACGAUCAUGACUCCCACUGCUACUACAGGCUCGAUGCCUGUUCCCUGGACGGACACUUUGUGUUCUCAGUGAAGGCCACAGACUCGCACCCACCCAUCGAUCCCAGCAACCUCAUAAUCAAGAAUCAGCCUCACUGUUUCCCCGCAGUCACAACCACCGACACUGCCGUCUUCAAGAUAGGCGUCAUGGAGUGUGGGGCAACGAUGAAGUUCGAUGGAGAUGCGCUGAUCUACGAGGUGGAAGUGGAGGAGAUUUUUGCUACAUCCAAACAUUCCCCCUUUAGUCUCCAGGUGCAGUGCGACUACGCACUGUCAGAUCUAACGCGUGCUCAGGACCUGCGGUCUUUCAAAUCUGUGACCAAUCCACCGCCUGUGGUUGCAGUAGGGAACAUCAGGGUGCAGAUGAGAAUCGCCACAGAUCCGUCUUUCACCUCGUUCAUUCCCGAGGACCAGCUCCCACUGACACUGCCGCUCCGUGAAGCUGUGAACGUGGAGAUCUCCAUUGUGCAGCCGUCUCCAGAUCCCUCGCUGUCCCUGCGCGUCCGAGAUUGCUUUGCCUACCCUGUGUCUCGACACUCUGUGUGGACGCUUCUCUUCGAUGGAUGUCCGAACCCUCUGGACAAUAUGGGAAGCUCAGUCCCUGUGGAUAAAAUGGGAAAAGCCACCUCCCACUCCCAGGUCAGGAGGUUCGACGUCAAGACAUUUGCCUUCCUGGAGCCACAUACGGGUCAUGCAAGUGCGGAGAAAAUGUACUUCUACUGUUGGGUGGAAAUCUGUACACCCGAUGCCGACUGCGCACAACACUGCACCAUUAUUUCAUCCGAGGGUGAGAGACAUCGGAGAGAGGCUGGACUGGACUCCAACCAGGUCCAGCUGGUCUCCAUAGGGCCGCUGGUGCAGAAUGGCGAAGAACCCGACGACAACGCGUGCGAGACACAGAAGAUCGUGUAUCAGAUGGCGGUAUAUACCCUCACCAGUGUCCUCGCUGCUCUGCUUCUGAUCCUGCUCUGCAUCGCAUGGUCAAACAUCAAGAGGCGUCAGGAGACGGAGGAGCUUCGAGCAUGUGACGCACAGUCCCAAUGA